AUGCGAGCGCUAGCUCGCGGAAGAACGAAAUCGGACGCCGGAUAUUGGACGCUGGCUGGUGGCAAGGCAGGAAAAGACAGCGGUAAAGCCAAGGCCAAAGCGGUGUCCCGUUCACAGAGGGCCGGUUUGCAGUUCCCAGUCGGACGUAUCCACCGACACUUGAAGACCCGCACCACCAGCCACGGUCGCGUCGGAGCCACCGCCGCCGUGUACAGCGCCGCCAUUUUAGAAUACCUCACAGCUGAAGUCUUGGAGUUGGCGGGCAACGCGUCCAAAGACUUGAAGGUGAAGCGCAUCACUCCUCGCCACCUGCAGCUCGCCAUCCGCGGAGAUGAGGAGUUGGACUCGCUCAUCAAGGCCACCAUUGCCGGCGGAGGCGUCAUCCCCCACAUCCACAAAUCCCUCAUCGGAAAGAAGGGCCAGCAGAAGACCGUGUAG
Molecule: messenger RNA, 438 nt
Organism: Nerophis lumbriciformis (worm pipefish)
Lineage: Eukaryota; Metazoa; Chordata; Actinopteri; Syngnathiformes; Syngnathidae
Source: RefSeq, a predicted model, not a curated record